UCCUAAAAAGAUAUCCCGACUAUUUUAUGAAAUGCACACCUGUGAAAAUAUGCUACUGUGUUAAAACGUUUCUAGUCUACGUCGCUGGGGCUUUUACGUAGUAACUUCUCUUCUCUCUCUAAACAAUAAAACAAUGGAGUCUAUUAGAAAUAAGACGCGCUUUCCUCUCUUCAAUUUCAGAUAGUUUGACUCCAACGCACGACAAAAUCUACUCUUUCUCUCUCUACCUGUGUUUCACGAUUCAUAAAUCAAUAACAACAAUUCCAUAGUUUUUAUCAUAGGUUUGGUUUGUCUUUUAUUCUUAUGAUAUAGUUACAAUCUUUCUGAGCUUAUAUUGCUCGUAUAUUUACAGCCUUUGUAGUUGUUUGUGAAGAGUAGUAUCUUGAUGCCACUUGUGACUUUGUAGUCAAAAGAAGGUUCGUAGUCAACUUCUGGGAGAAAUAGUUUACAGUAGCAAUUCUUGAGAUGCAGGCAUCCCAGGAAGCUCUAGCAUGUUCAAGUACUCAUAAUUCUCACCUUCUUCUGCCUAGUAAAAGCCAGGGUGCCGAACUUUCUUUUCAGGCUUAUGCUGAGCAAUUCUACACUCUUGAGUCUACACCAGUUACUGAUUAUGCUGUCUUAAGUUCACCUACAGCUGCGAGCGUCUCUUCCAAUAAGAGUCCCUUUUCUCCGCAACUUUCUCAUUUUUAUGUGUCAGACGUCCAUCACUCAUCGGAUAAUAGUUCAUCUUUGAAUGGUUCUUUUGAAGCCGAUGAUGAGAACAAUUGGAUGCAAUCGCUGUGGAUGUUGAGGAAUGAGUUUAUGGAACCUGAAUGUGGAUCUGUAACUGAUGAAUCGGUGCAGCCGGGUUACGGCACUAGGUACCAUAGAAUCGUAGAGAUGGCCCCGAACAUGGACUUGAAACAACUGCUCAUAGCUUGUGCCGAAAUAGUAUCUGAAGCGGAUAUCGUCCCUUUCUCUGAACGAAAAGUCGCAGCAUCAGCUGCGGAAACUGUGAUGGACAUCAUACAGGGAAGGGUUUCGGUAUCAGGUGAUCCUUUACAGAGAUUAGGUGCGUAUAUAUUGGAAGCGCUCAGGGCAAGAUUGCUUUUGUCAGGAAGCUUAAUCUUCAAAAAGUUGAAGUGCAACGAACCAUCGGGUCCCGAGUUGAUGUCUCACAUGCAGUUGCUUUCUCAAAUCUGCCCAUACUACAGAUUCGCUUAUACGUCUGCCACUGCUGUCAUUUUGGAAGCCAUGCAAAACGAAAAAAGAAUCCACAUCAUCGAUUUUCAGAUUGCGCAGGGCAGUCAAUGGUUGUCUUUCAUUCAGGCUGUCUCUCGCCGGCCUGAUGGCCCACCAUAUGUUUGCAUCACAGGCGUAGAUGAUUCUGAAUCAUCUCAUGCUCGUGGCGGAGGGCUGGAGUUAGUUGGUCAGAGAUUGGCCCGAUUAGCUGAGUCCUGUGGAGUCCCUUUUGAGUUCCAUGGCGCAGCAACGUCAGUGUGUGAUGUACAACUGGAGAAUCUUAAGGUACAGCAUGGGGAAGCACUGGCUGUAAACUUCCCUUACGUGCUGCAUCACAUACCCGAUGAGAGCGUGAGCACUAGCAAUCAUCGAGACCGCCUCCUCAGACUGGUGAAGAGCUUGUCUCCCAAGGUUAUGACCCUUGUUGAGCAGGAAUCCAACACCAACACUGCUGCAUUCUCCCAACGAUUCCGUGAAACUCUGGAUUACUAUGCAGCGAUGUUCGAGUCCAUAGAUGCAGCAGCGUUGGCAAGAGACGACAAGCAGCGGAUUAAUGCGGAGGAGCAUUGCGUGGCGAAGGACGUCGUCAGCAUUAUAGCUUGCGAGGGGGACGAGCGGAGGGAGAGGCACGAGCUCUUUGGUAAAUGGAAGUCGAGACUAACAAUGGCUGGAUUCUCAUCAAUUCCACUCAAUCCAUCUGUAGCUACUACUGUAAGGGAUAUGUUGAAAGAAUAUAGCCCCAAUUACGCAAUAGCAGAGGCCAAUGGUGCUCUUUAUAUUGGAUGGAAAAACAAAGCUCUUGUAUCAUUUUCUGCUUGGGGAUAAACGCAGAAGGUGAGAGAGACAGAGGAUUGAUAUGUUAUCAAUCAUUUUACUUUCCAUAUGAAAGUUUUGUGACUGGUGAUUACCAAACCCUCAUGUGGGAAAAAUGUAAUAUCUCAUCAUUCUCUGUAAUGACCAAUGAGAGAGAGAAUAUAGCUAAUUACUACUUGGGUGCAGAAAA
Salvia miltiorrhiza (redroot sage) is the source of this 2224-nucleotide messenger RNA. RefSeq names its product scarecrow-like protein 21. Gene Ontology annotation, molecular function: sequence-specific DNA binding; DNA-binding transcription factor activity. The coding region runs from base 466 to 2046 and encodes 526 amino acids. Gene Ontology annotation, biological process: regulation of DNA-templated transcription. Gene Ontology annotation, cellular component: nucleus. The transcript has 2 exons. The record is from RefSeq and is a predicted model, not a curated record. Lineage: Eukaryota; Viridiplantae; Streptophyta; Magnoliopsida; Lamiales; Lamiaceae.